This is a messenger RNA of Nematocida homosporus, 453 nucleotides long. RefSeq lists its product as uncharacterized. The transcript has a single exon. Gene Ontology annotation, molecular function: mRNA binding; enzyme activator activity. The record is from RefSeq and is a predicted model, not a curated record. The coding region runs from base 1 to 453 and encodes 150 amino acids. Lineage: Eukaryota; Fungi; Microsporidia. Gene Ontology annotation, cellular component: P-body. Gene Ontology annotation, biological process: positive regulation of catalytic activity; deadenylation-dependent decapping of nuclear-transcribed mRNA; deadenylation-independent decapping of nuclear-transcribed mRNA.
AUGAAACCAGCGAUGCAACCAGCAGAUGAAGGUAAAGAAGAUAGUGGAAUCAUUCUAAGAGUCUUACAAAGUCGAGAUUCAAUGUUUCAUAAGCUUUUACUUAGUACUUUAAAUGUUAUACUUUAUAGAUAUACUGAUAGUUGGAGUAGAUUACCAGUAGAAGGAGCACUUUAUGUUUAUCAGAGAGAAGAUACGCCGAGUUUAGGCUUGUUAGUACUGAAUAGGAAGACACCAAGAGAUUUUCAUUUACUAGUAGAUAGUGGGGUAGUUGGAGUUGAAGUUUUUGAUCGGUUUAUUAUUAUUAAAAGGGCGAUUGGUUGGGAGAUAGAGGUGUAUGGUUUGUGGUUUUAUGAUAGCCAGGCGUCAAUUGCUGCUUCGUUUAUCAUAGCAGAUAAGGUUGAGUUGUUAAAAAAAUCAAAAGAUCUUUUGUUAUCUUUACAAAGUUUAAGAUAA